This is a messenger RNA of Phytophthora sojae, 2985 nucleotides long. RefSeq lists its product as hypothetical. The transcript has 14 exons. Lineage: Eukaryota; Oomycota; Peronosporomycetes; Peronosporales; Peronosporaceae. The record is from RefSeq and is a predicted model, not a curated record. Bases 1 to 2985 code for a protein of 994 amino acids.
AUGAAGCCGCAGUACUGCGUCAGUCGGUUGUCGGCAACGCCCGCUCGUACAGAACCGCAUUGCCACUCGACGCGGCCACACCGCCGCCAGAAAACACGCAGCGCGGCCCUCUCCACGCUACUCCUCGACGUGGUUUGCAACAAACAUCGCUCCGACCAGCACGUCUAUGCCGGCGACAUGCCGACCGCAGCACACAAAGCGCUUCGUGUUGACAUCGUUGCCCACAACGACCAGAGCCGAGUGUCCUCAUCCACCGAAGGCUCUCGCAUGCCGUCGCUGUGCUCCAGGUCGAUGGAGCCGCGGUACUAUUACCGCGGCUCCAUCGACCUGGAGCACAGCGACGGCAUGCGAGAGCCUUCGCACUGCGGCUCCAUCGGCCUGGACCACAACGACGGCGUGCGAGGGUUUUCGUUGGAUGAAGACAGACUGAUGGGGACGGUUGGCGAGGACGACGGGCGUGAUCUCGCGCUAUUGCAGCGCUGCCGCGGUAGUAUUGUGGCGUCAUUGCUCGUAUCUACGGCCAGCGUGUCGGCUCUGGUCGCUGUGGGCGGCGGUGUGGCUGUGUCGAGUGGCAAUGCGCACUGCGGCUCCAUCGGCCUGGACCACAACGACGGCGUGCGAGGGUUUUCGUUGGAUGAAGACAGACUGAUGGGGACGGUUGGCGAGGACGACGGGCGUGAUCUCGCGCUAUUGCAGCGCUGCCACGGUAGUAUUGUGGCGUCAUUGCUCGUAUCUACGGCCAGCGUGUCGGCUCUGGUCGCUGUGGGCGGCGGUGUGGCUGUGUCGAGUGGCAAUGCGCACUGCGGCUCCAUCGGCCUGGACCACAACGACGGCGUGCGAGGGUUUUCGUUGGAUGAAGACAGACUGAUGGGGACGGUUGGCGAGGACGACGGGCGUGAUCUCGCGCUAUUGCAGCGCUGCCACGGUAGUAUUGUGGCGUCAUUGCUCGUAUCUACGGCCAGCGUGUCGGCUCUGGUCGCUGUGGGCGGCGGUGUGGCUGUGUCGAGUGGCAAUGCGCACUGCGGCUCCAUCGGCCUGGACCACAACGACGGCGUGCGAGGGUUUUCGUUGGAUGAAGACAGACUGAUGGGGACGGUUGGCGAGGACGACGGGCGUGAUCUCGCGCUAUUGCAGCGCUGCCGCGGUAGUAUCGUGGCGUCAUUGCUCGUAUCUACGGCCAGCGUGUCGGCUCUGGUCGCUGUGGGCGGCGGUGUGGCUGUGUCGAGUGGCAAUGCGUACUGCGGCUCCAUCGGUCUGGAGCACAACGACGGCGUGCGAGAGCCUUCGUUGGCUGAGGACGGACUAGUGGGGAAAGCAGGCGAGGACGACGGGCGUGAUCUCGCGCUAUUGCAGCGCUGCCACGGUAGUAUCGUGGCGUCAUUGCUCGUAUCUACGGCCAGCGUGUCGGCUCUGGUCGCUGUGGGCAACGAUGUGAACAAGAAGCGCUUGUGCGCUGCGCACUGCGGCUCCAUCGGCCUGGACCACAACGACGGCGUGCGAGGGUUUUCGUUGGAUGAAGACAGACUGAUGGGGACGGUUGGCGAGGACGACGGGCGUGAUCUCGCGCUAUUGCAGCGCUGCCGCGGUAGUAUCGUGGCGUCAUUGCUCGUAUCUACGGCCAGCGUGUCGGCUCUGGUCGCUGUGGGCGGCGGUGUGGCUGUGUCGAGUGGCAAUGCGUACUGCGGCUCCAUCGGUCUGGAGCACAACGACGGCGUGCGAGAGCCUUCGUUGGCUGAGGACGGACUAGUGGGGAAAGCAGGCGAGGACGAGGGACGUGAUCUCGCGCUAUUGCAGCGCUGCCGUGGUAGAAUCGUGGAGGCACUGCUCGUAUCUAUGGCCAGCGUGUUGGCUCUGGUCGUUGUGGGCAACGAUGUGAACAAGAAGCGCUUGUGCGCUGCGCUGGAGCACAGCGCCGGCGUGCAAGAGCCUUCGGUGGAUGAGGACGGACUAGUGGGGAAAGCAGGCGAGGACGAGGGACGUGAUCUCGCGCUAUUGCAGCCCUGCCGUGGUAGUAUCGUGGAGGCACUGCUCGUAUCUACGGCCUGCGUGUUGGCUCUGGUCGUUGUGGGCAACGAUGUGAACAAGAAGCGCUUGUGCUUUCGUCUGUUCGGUAGUGGCAUGCAAGCUCUCGCUCAAGAAAUGAAAAAACGUCGUGUGCCAGCCGAUCGACUGGACGACGUGGUGCGUGCCCUCGUCAUUGCUUGCCGCGUUCCCGCUGCUGACUCCGCAUCCAUCUCUGUCCACCCCGACGCCCCCGCCAAGAGCUCCGUUGCGAUCGCCACAAUCACCAGCUUCUCGCCUGGUCCAGCGAGAGAUACCAGUUCCCUGGGAGCUCCACCAUGCUCGGCGAAGUCCGGCAAUCAAGAGAUCGACGCGGUCAGCGCUGCGACGACCAGCCAGAUCAGUGACGACGGUUUCGCUAGCGACGAAGACUACACGUAUGACGAAGGCGAAGAGAAAGAGGAAGAAGGAGGUGUGCAUGGCGUUAGUGCUCCUAGUCCGGCGAGAGCUCCUAGUCCGGAGAGAGCUCGCCGGACGACGAGUGCUCCACGCUUGGCGAUAGCUCCCGGUCCACCGAGAGCAGGUAGUCCUCCUGGAGCUCCUAGUCCGCCGAGAGCUUCUAGUCCGCCAAGAGCAGCUAGUGCCCCGACAGCCUCUAGUCCUCCGCCCGGCUCACCAGGAGAGACGACUGACGCUGAGUCCGAGACUGACGAGGACCCGCCGCAAGUUGAUGAAGUACCGCCUGAGGAGAGGGCGUAUCCCUACGUGCGCGUAGUUGGUACUGAGCGAAUGGCGGAUGGAGAGAUCCGAGCGUGGGUGGAAUGGGAGGACACGCUCGAACCUUUGUCCGCCUUGUACCCUGCGGAUGCACGCGCCCUUGCAAGGGUCUUGAUGAACUGGCCCAAUACACUGGAGCCACUUUCGAACUUGGUACCUGCGGACCGAGAGCAGAUUGAACGUGCUAACGGUAUUGCAGGCAACUAA